Anguilla anguilla (European eel) is the source of this 1877-nucleotide messenger RNA. Its product is annotated as potassium voltage-gated channel subfamily S member 3-like. The transcript has 2 exons. Lineage: Eukaryota; Metazoa; Chordata; Actinopteri; Anguilliformes; Anguillidae. Gene Ontology annotation, molecular function: voltage-gated potassium channel activity. The coding region runs from base 319 to 1665 and encodes 448 amino acids. Gene Ontology annotation, biological process: potassium ion transmembrane transport; protein homooligomerization. The record is from RefSeq and is a predicted model, not a curated record. Gene Ontology annotation, cellular component: voltage-gated potassium channel complex; membrane.
CAACCCUCCCGACUAUCCAAACGGGAGGGUUUGCACAUAAGCCAAUAAACAUGCACUACUCAAUGCCAGUGAAUGACAGUUUGCGGGAAUUGUCAGACCGGUUGCCUACACGGGACGCCGGAACAUCCUAAAGUCAAAACUAGGAGCAAGCAAAGAACACACUGAGCCCGAGAGUUGUAUUCAGCAAGUUUGCAUGGGAAGAUCCAACAUAUUCGGGAGUGUUUUAGCGGAAGGGGGGAUCUAAUAUGAUCAGGUGAUAGAGCAACCUGAGCAUUUCCUCAGCCACACCCCUCUACACCCUGUUGCAUCAACACUGCAAUGGUAUAUGGGCAGAUCCUCCACAGACAUGGGAUUGAGGAUGACCUUAUCAACCUGAAUGUCGGUGGUUUCAGGCAGAAGGUGUACUAUGGCACCCUGUUGCGCUUUCCACAGACACGGUUGGGUCGCUUGCUCCACUGCCGGACUGAGGAGGCAAUUUUGGAGCUGUGUGAUGACUACUGUGCGGCUGAAAGGGAAUACUACUUUGACAGGAACCCCACUGUCUUCCGCUGUGUGCUCAACUUCUACCGAACUGGUAGGAUUCACUUAAUGGAGGAGCUCUGUGUCUUCUCCUUCAGUCAGGAGAUAGAGUACUGGGGGAUAAAGGAGCUACACCUAGGAUCCUGCUGUGGUAGCAGUUUUCAGGAACGCAAGGAAUACCUGAAGGACCAAGACUGGGAUCUGAGUGAUGAGCAGCAGCUCAGUAUGGACUCCUCGCUUGAGGAGCUCUCAGUCCUAGAUAAAGACCUGGAGAGUUUUGAAGGCACCUGGUGCUCAGAAGUGAGGCGGCAUGUCUGGCUGACGAUGGAAGACCCUGGUUACUCACGCUGCUCCAGGGCAGUCACUAUUGCUUCACUAGGUGUGGUCCUUACCUCCAUUGUGGCCAUGUGCAUUCAUAGCAUGCCUGAAUUUCACAAGUUUGAUGCCAGUGACCGCCAUGUUGAGGACCCUGUGCUUGCUGUCCUUGAAAUUGCUUGCGUUAUCUGCUUCUCAGCAGAGUUCUCUGUUAGGCUUGCUGUGGCCCCACGCCCCAGAAAGUUUUUGGCAAGCCCCUUGAACAUUAUCGACUUUGUCUCCAUCCUUCCAUUUUACGCCACGCUUGCAUUUGAGACUGUAGAUGAGGAGAAGGAGGACCUGGAGAACGUGGGAAAGGUGGUGCAGAUCCUGCGACUGAUGCGGAUAUUCCGUAUCCUCAAACUGGCCCGGCAUUCAGCGGGGCUUCGUGCACUGGGCUCCACCAUCAGACACAGCUACCAUGAAGUGGGUCUGCUUGUUCUCUUCAUGUCUGUUGGGAUCUCUAUUUUCUCUGUCCUCAUUUACUUCAUGGAGAAGGAGGAUGAAGAGUCAAAGCUGCAGACUAUCCCGGAGGGCUGGUGGUGGGCCACCAUCAGUAUGACAACGGUGGGCUACGGGGACACAUGUCCUGUGACACUGGCGGGGAAAGUGGUCGCAACUGUCUGCAUUAUCUGUGGGUUACUGGUAGUAGCCUUGCCUAUCACUAUAAUAUUCAAUAAGUUCUCCAAGUACUACCAGAGAAACAAGGCAAUGGAUGUGGAUCUGUGUGAAAAUGAAAUGGAGUCUCCAGAACCAGAGACGUACAUGCUGAAAAGAUGCUUUCUUUCAUAGAGGAUGCUUACCCCAGGAGCAGUAAAGAAAAAGCAGAUGCCGCUAGUAUUCCAGAUAUGGAAACUGCCACUGAAGGUAGUACACAUUAGCUCAUAAGCUUUCAGGGCUAGGUGUGCCACAUGAAUGUCAACCUGGAACCUCCAUCUGUUCUUCCUUUCCUGGACAAGAGUGUAACAGCAGUCAAGGCUAAGGUAUUGCUCUAUCUUAAUUAA